Messenger RNA from Scleropages formosus (Asian bonytongue), 3624 nucleotides. RefSeq names its product casein kinase I. The coding region runs from base 258 to 1511 and encodes 417 amino acids. Gene Ontology annotation, molecular function: protein kinase activity; ATP binding. The transcript has 11 exons. NCBI's taxonomy places the organism in Eukaryota, Metazoa, Chordata, Actinopteri, Osteoglossiformes, Osteoglossidae. The record is from RefSeq and is a predicted model, not a curated record. Gene Ontology annotation, biological process: protein phosphorylation.
UGUCAGCGGUGCGUUGAGAGACUAGGGAGAGAUUGUCGUCCGCGGGCUCUGCUACAGACUGAGCUUCCCGAGGGCCGGCAGCAGACGGAGGACGCUGGGAAUGAGCCGCCACAGCCUGCGCGAAGCCUCUUCUUCCGACGGCCCAGUGUGACUGACAGCCCGCGCCGAUCGGUGUCUCCGGCGUCGAGCAGUCGAGUCGAACCCUCAGCUGCUGGUGGUUUGCGCUUGGGUCUCCAGCCAAAUCCCAAGCCUGCGCCAUGGAGCUGAGAGUGGGGAAUAAAUACCGGCUGGGCCGAAAAAUUGGGAGCGGCUCUUUCGGGGACAUUUAUUUGGGUGCCAACAUAGCCACCGGUGAGGAGGUGGCCAUCAAGCUGGAAUGUGUGAAGACCAAACACCCACAGCUGCACAUUGAAAGCAAGUUCUAUAAGAUGAUGCAAGGGGGAGUGGGAAUCCCAUCCAUAAAGUGGUGUGGGGCUGAGGGAGACUACAACGUGAUGGUGAUGGAGCUGCUGGGGCCCAGUCUAGAGGACCUCUUCAACUUCUGUUCCCGCAAGUUUAGCCUGAAGACCGUGCUCCUCUUGGCUGACCAGAUGAUCAGUCGCAUUGAGUACAUUCACUCUAAGAACUUCAUCCAUCGCGAUGUCAAGCCCGACAACUUCCUGAUGGGCCUGGGCAAGAAGGGCAACCUGGUUUACAUCAUCGACUUCGGCCUGGCCAAGAAGUACCGUGACGCCCGCACGCACCAGCACAUCCCCUACCGGGAGAACAAGAACCUCACGGGCACCGCCCGCUACGCCUCCAUCAACACCCACCUGGGCAUCGAGCAGUCCCGGCGUGAUGACCUGGAGUCACUGGGGUAUGUGCUGAUGUACUUCAACCUGGGCUCGCUGCCCUGGCAGGGCCUCAAGGCUGCCACUAAAAGGCAGAAGUACGAGCGCAUUAGCGAGAAGAAGAUGUCCACACCCAUCGAGGUGCUCUGCAAAGGCUACCCCUCGGAGUUCUCCACGUACCUUAAUUUCUGCCGCUCUCUACGUUUUGAUGACAAACCCGACUACUCGUACCUGCGCCAGCUCUUCAGGAAUCUUUUCCACAGACAGGGUUUUUCCUAUGACUACGUUUUCGACUGGAACAUGCUGAAAUUUGGUGCCAGCAGGACAGCAGAGGAUGGCGAACGGGAACGGAGAGGUGGGGAGGAGAGGGACGAACGCAUCGUGGGUGUGCCCCGGGGGUCAGCAGCCCGUGCUCUUCCUCCUGGUCCCAACCCCUCGGUCCCAAACCGAGUAAGGAAUGGUCCGGAACCAGUGCUCCCCAUGCCUGCGUCACGUGUACAGCCGUCGGGGAACACGUCGCCACGUGCCAUUUCCCGCGUGGAAAGAGAGAGGAAGGUGAGCAUGCGGCUGCACAGGGGCGCCCCUGCCAAUGUGUCGUCCUCUGACCUCACCGCCCGCCAUGACCAGUCCCGCAUCUCAACAUCGCAGGUCAGCGUGCCGUUCGAGCACUUGGGCAAGUGAGCGCUGUGACCCAUCGCCACUGGGUGCUGACAGAGCUUCAAGACACACCCUUCCCCAGGUUCUUUUUCCUUUUUAUUUGAAAUUUAAAAGAAAAAUUAAAAUAAAAAAAAAAAAACUCCACUGAAACAGCAAAGUGAAAUUAUGGAGAUGAGGGACGAAAUGGGCCACACCACAGCCAAAGGGUAAGCAAAAGACGGCAGGACCAAGCCGCGCUGAUCCGAAAGCUCUUGCCUUCACUUUAUGGUCUGAAAGCCAAGGAUGAAGAGAAGAGGUGGCAAAAAUUUUUGCAGCUGUUUUCGGUGACUGCGAAGGGCGUUCGUGGAGUAUCGCAUGGUGUCACAAAAGGCUAUCAAGGAGGACCAGUCCACAUCCACACAGAAUGUAACCGUUAGUGCAUGCCAGUGCCAUUUUGUACAAUUGUAAGCCUGAUUUGAUUUAUUUAUUUAAAUAAGAAGCAAAUAAAAUCUUAAGUUUUGCCAUUCUGCUUAGCUUGUCCGGUUAUGGAACGUGGUGUCACACACCCUUACUUUGACUUGUGGACUCUGAGAAAAUUUGUUCACUCAUAAACUUACACAUGGAUUUUAAAAUUUUCUUUUCACCUCUUAAUUAUCCAACUAAUGCAAAAAAAGGUUGACUUCAUAGUUCUGCCCUAAGUGUAUAAUCAUUCGAGUAUUGGUUUUACUAAUUGUUAACACUGAUUUUUUUUUUUCCUUCUGCUUCCCCCUCUGAGCUUAAGAACAUGUAAAAACUUAAAUUUCAUUUAAUUUUUUCUAUUUUUUAUUUGAGAAUAAUAAAUGAAUAGAUCAAGGGAAAAUGUACUUAUUGAAGGGGAAGGAAAAAGGUUUGCUGUGUUCUCUAAUAACUGCCAAAACAAGACAAAUGACAUUAAGAGGGAGGGGGGAUGUUGGCCUCCCUGACAUUAUUUUAGCAGUGUUUUUGUGCUCUGGGUAUUAAUUGCCAUGGAUGACAAUGACCACAAAGUGAUGUCAUCGUUAAAACAAGAGAAAGAGAGGGCGAGGACUGUGAAGAAGCAUGGACCUCUUCACCAUACUGUGUGUAAAAUACGGGUUACGUUUGGAAACCUUGGUUUCUGAAUAUACCUGUCCAGAAACUGAGACAUAGCAUUUGGUCCAGGGUUAUAAUUAUGACGAUUCUUCAAACAGUCAGCCUUUUCAUUUAAAUAAUUUUGUGUUUGGUGUUUUUUGUAAGCGUGGGGUGGAGGGGUAAACAAGGAGUGCUUGAAAGAUUGUUUGGGAUAAAUGCAGACCUUGAAUUAUUUCCCUUUUAUUUUCAUGCCUGUAAAUGUGUAUAUAUAUAUAUAUUUUUGGUUUUGUGUAAAGCUGAACUGUAGUUGAUUUUUAAGGUAUAAUGUAGGAGGAAAUCUGUGAAUGGGCUAGGGUGUGCAAUAGGGGGGGAGUUGUACAAUAUUGCAUAAGGAAUUUCAGCUGCUAUUACACUGCCAACUGAGAUGUAGCUCUGCAUUUUUUUAAAUUUUAUUUUAUUUUAUUUUUUUUGGUCCCCACCCCUUCACCUUGCUCUUUCUGCUGUGUGGUAAUGUUUUAAUUUCCAUCCUGGGAAAGAUUUCCUUCAUAGAUCAAUUUUGCCAUUAACUUUUAUUUAUAGAGGUAUUUGUCUGAGCUCAGUUUUCAAUCUGCUGUCAUCACCGAGUGACUUGCUCAACUGUGCACUUUGUGCAGACACUAGCUACUUGAAAUACUUCCACUGUUCUCAAAACUUGUCAGCCUUUCUCAAUUGUUUACCCAGGAACCCAGUCAGCCCCUGUGCUGCCUUCCUUCUGAAAAUGUAGAAUGUUUGAAGAAAAGUUGUCGUCUCAGGAUAUGGUAAUGUCAUUUAUUGAUCCAGGCAAUGCCAUCAAUGAGAGCUGCUGAUGCUGUGAACUGGCUGACGUCAUCGGUGAUCCUGGCAAGCCCACAUUUUAAAAACACCGAGGAACCCUGAUGUGGCCAUACGUUUAAACAGGAGUGGGGGACAUGGAGGGGAUUUCACUUUGUGUAUUGUGUAUUGAUAUCUUGUACAGUUCUUUAACACUAACUUUAUUUACAACAGUAUUUGUGUAUAUUUUAUGAAGUAAUAAAAAAAUACAAAAACAUUA